Messenger RNA from Symbiodinium sp. CCMP2456, 2330 nucleotides. The record is from the annotation of a GenBank genome assembly. Lineage: Eukaryota; Dinophyceae; Suessiales; Symbiodiniaceae.
GUGCUGCAGUGGCCUUCGCAAGACCUCGCGGCUUCGGCGUGGCGACUCCGCCCGCCAAGGAGACGAUCAUCGACGUCUCACCGACGAAGGAGGUCAGUCGUACCAGUGCUCUUACGGCUCCCCCAGCCACUGGAAAACCGGGGCCAUCCGGCGCAGACGUGGUGGUUGCGGGCGGCAGCCUGGCAGGCCUGUGGCUGGCACUGCUGCUCAGCGCAGGUGCGGCUGCAGGACGAGUGGCUCGCAUCCGAGUCUUUGAGGGCACCUGGAAAAGCACUUCUUCCGGCCAGCUGCAGAUAAAGGAUAACCGGACCGACGCGGAGGCCGCAUUGGACGUGGCCACCAUAGAGGGGCAUGUCUGGGAUAAGAUGCCCGAUGGGGUGGCAGAGGCCAUCAAAGAAGAAGGCGGAUACGUCGAGCAAUGGCCCAGGCGACCCCUGGACGCUGGGCUCGAGGUGGAAAGUCAGGCCUUCCCCCGCAAUGUCGCGGUUCGAAGUCUGGAGAAAUGCCUGCUGGAUGCAGCCCAGAAGGCCGAGAAAGUGGAGCUGAUUCCAGAGGACUACAGCGCCACGGAGCAUCGGGAGCUCCUGUCAGCGGGGGAUCCAUUUCAGUGCCUGGUCUUCGCAAACGAUGGGCCCGCGCUGAAGGCUUGCGAGGAUAUCUUUGACGAUCUCUUCGCGCUGCCGGUCCCUCGCGACGAGCGCGGCGGCUUCAUCGUUGCCGCGGAGAAGACUCUGGCAGUGUCCUUCGACCUCAAGUCCCCAAAGCUCUCCGUCGGCGCCACGAUGGCGCUCUCCUGGGCCCAGCGACGGUAUUUCCUUACCUGGGCAGGUAACACGCGCGGCCUCCUCCACAUGCGCCUCACACCGGAUGAGGGCCAGGCCAUCACACAGCUACAGAAAACCGCUAAUCCGGCGGAUUUGCUGUCCUCCUUGAGUAGCCCGGCGGAAGGCAGGCAGGAGCUGCAGCAGCUGUGGCAAGAUCUCCGAGAGGGAUGCAAGUACUAUGGCAUCCCAGAGGACUCGCUCACUGGUGUAGCCUGCUUUUCCGCCGACGUGGCUGACCGCCCCAGCUACACGCAGUUUCUCUCCGAAGACUCGGGUCCGCUGGCAGCGUUUCUGAUCGGCCGGGCUGCCCGCGGCCACGCCGCCGAGAUCGGACCCGGUUUUGGCGCCGGCGCCGCACUGGAAGAGGCCACAUCCCUGGCCAAGGCCCUCCUCUCCGACCGGGCGGCAAGAUCGCCUCGAUUUGUGGAUGUUGAUGCCAUUUCGACCCACGAGUUGAUCAUGAAGAGACUGCAGAGCACGGUGCGCCAGCCAGGGCUGGGACUCGGUGAGUGCAUCGCCUCCGGGCUCAAGCGCGGGGUGGCAGAGGCAGAAGACUGCAUCCUCAAGCGGGUCGAGGCGAGCCUGGAACAGUUCGCCAAAUCUUCGGACCUGCCGAAGGCGGUGCGAGAGACCUUGCCAGAUGCAGCUGAGCUGAAGGGCCACAUCGUUGGCGCCGGCCUUCAAGAUCGCACAUUUUCGGCCAUGGCUGCUGCAGGCCCGCGACCGGACGCAGCACAGGAGAAGGAUGCAAAGACGUCUGCGCAGGCGGAAGCUGCGGCUUUCGACUUCGGUGGGGAGACCCAAGAGGGCCUAGCCGCCGCAGCAGCACUGGAGCAGCAAGCGAAGGCGGGAAGCCCUGAGUCCCAGUUUCAGCUGGGGGUUAUGUACGUCACCGCCAAUGGCGUGGCCAAGGACAUGGGGAAAGCUCUGAAAUGGCUUUUGGCCGCGGCGAAACAAGACCACCUGGAAGCCAUGAAUUGUGCUGCAACUAUGCUUCGAAAUGGAUUGGGCUGCGAAAUCCGUAAAGAGGAGGCGGCGCGAUGGUUUGAGAAGGCCGGCAACAGAGGCCAUGCUGAAGCCCAGUUCAACCUGGGGGAGAUGCUUUGCGAUGCAGAGAUCGCCCCAGAUCAAGAACGCGGUGUACUGCUCUUCGAGAAAGCUGCGGCCGCGGACCUCGACUUUGCCCAAUAUCGGUUGGGAUACGCCUUGCGCCAAGGAUCCGGUACCGAGAUCGACGUCCCCAGAGGCAUGCAGUACAUCGAGAAGGCCGCGAAGCAAGGAUUGCCCCAAGCUCAGCACAUGAUGGGCUCCUGCCUCUUCUGUGGCGAUGGUGUGCAGCGAAACGAAGAGCAGGCUGCAGAGCGAUUUCGCCAAGCCGCAGAGCAGGGUCAUGGAAUGGCACAGUAUAGUUUGGGCGUCAUGUACGAGCUGGGUGAAGGAGCGUCUUGUUUGCAGGAGUUUGGCUUUGGGCGUCACUUUACUGCGGGUUUUGCAUGGAGUUCAUAG